Messenger RNA from Rhopalosiphum padi (bird cherry-oat aphid), 2359 nucleotides. RefSeq names its product cell division cycle protein 20 homolog. Lineage: Eukaryota; Metazoa; Arthropoda; Insecta; Hemiptera; Aphididae. Gene Ontology annotation, cellular component: anaphase-promoting complex. Gene Ontology annotation, biological process: anaphase-promoting complex-dependent catabolic process; positive regulation of anaphase-promoting complex-dependent catabolic process; positive regulation of ubiquitin protein ligase activity. The record is from RefSeq and is a predicted model, not a curated record. Gene Ontology annotation, molecular function: protein binding; ubiquitin ligase activator activity; anaphase-promoting complex binding. The coding region runs from base 520 to 2037 and encodes 505 amino acids. The transcript is spliced from 11 exons.
UCAAACAUUCAAAUCCAUAAUGUUGUAUGUUUUUUAACGGACGCCACCACGAGUCACGACGGUGACGGUCGUUGCUACGAUUUUGGAUUCACGUGAUUUUAAGUCACCACUUGUUUUGGAUCUGAACCCUAACGUUUUGAUCUUUUCGCCGGUUGUCCAAAAAUAAAUACAUUUCGACCGAUUAUUAUAGAUAUUAGACCAUAUUAUAAUUUACACUUUAAUAAAUAAUAAUAGGUAGUCAAUAUUCUCCGCCUACCGAACCAAAUCAAACGAUUAAAAAUACCCAUUUCUACUCAAUUUUUUUUUAUUUGUUUAUCCUUAACUGACAUACUGUUGUCCAUUUGUAGUUAAUGCCUCGAGGUUUCUCUUAUGUUAUUUUUAAUUAUUUGAAUCCUUCAUUUUUUACGCUCACACAUCACUCGGGUCGUUCUACCUAGUACACCAUCUUGUUUCUUGCCUUGUUAUCCAUAACGAAAAAUAACGGUUUUAUUUUCAACGAAUUACUUUAUUCAUUUUAGAAUGUCUCAGUUCACUUUUGUUAAUGAUCUUAAAAGUGCUGUAAGAAUGGACGAGCCAAUCACCAGCGGUCCAGCUCCACGUUGGAUGAAGAAAAGCGUGGAAUCAUCCUCAAGUUUUUUAAACACGUCAAGAAAAACUAAUGAGUUGAUGGCUAUCAAGAAGACUCCAUCAAAAACACCUAAUAGAUCAAAAUCACCAGCUUCAAGAUCAGCAUCAAACACACCAGCUAAACCUAAAACACCUGGUGGAGACAGAUUUAUUCCUUCCAGAAUGUCUACAAAUUUUGACAUAAGUAAUUUUAAAAUGAACCAAGAAAAUGAAAACCUUGACUUAAGUCCGACUCAAUCAGACUACAGAAAAGCUAUGUCCGAGAAUCUCCAUGGUUGUGAUAUAAAUAAUGUCCGUGUUCUAUCCUAUCAAAACAAAGCACCGGCUCCUCCAGAUGGUUAUCAAAAUGCUUUAAAAGUAGUUUAUAGUCAAUCCAAGACUCCCAUGAAUAUACGAGGAGCAACUCGUUAUAUACCACAUGCACCGGACCGUAUUUUGGAUGCUCCUGAAAUUGUUGACGACUAUUACCUAAAUUUAAUUGACUGGAGCUUUUCCAACAUAUUGGCCGUCGCCUUAGGCACUAGUGUAUAUCUUUGGAAUGCUGACACGGGGUCCAUUGAUCAACUGUUAGAUUUAGAAGGUGCAGACUAUGUCACUUCUCUAAGUUGGGUACCCAAUGGAAAUCUUUUGAGUGUUGGAACUGCUUUAGGACCUGUACAAUUAUGGGACGCAUCACAGACAAAGCGGCUGCGUAUAAUGAACAGUCACAGUUCAAGAGUAGGUGCAAUGUCUUGGAACAGUCAUAUACUAACUACAGGUUGCAGAAAUGGAGAACUUGUUCAUAAUGAUGUUAGACAGAAGGAACAUGUUGUUGGUACAAUUCAAUCCCACACUCAAGAAGUUUGUGGUCUUAAAUGGUCAACUGACGGUCGUUAUCUAGCUAGUGGAGGCAAUGAUAAUCUGCUGAACGUGUACAGCGGCCUACCAGGCCAAACAACUUACCAGUCUGAACCAAUAUACAGUUUCAGUCAACAUCAAGCUGCCGUUAAAGCAUUAGACUGGUGUCCGUGGCAAACCAAUGUACUAGCUAGUGGUGGCGGUACAGCUGACCGAACUAUCAGAUUUUGGAAUUGCAAUAACGGUCAGUGUAUCAAUUCAGUCAAUGCUAACUCACAGGUGUGUGCUAUUCUAUGGUCUAAAACUUAUAGAGAAUUGGUAUCGGCUCACGGUUUUGCAAACAACCAGCUCACAAUUUGGAAGUAUCCUUCGCUAACCAAGGUUGCUGAGCUCACUGGACAUACAAAUCGUAUUCUGAAUUUGGCUAUGUCACCAGAUGGUUCCACAGUACUUUCAGCUGGUGCAGAUGAGACCCUGCGAAUGUGGAAGUGCUUUUUGCCAGAUCCAAACAAGAAAAAAGAACAGGAGAAGCGCUCUUUUAGACCCACUAUAUUGGGUCCAGGCCUAAGAUAAAUAUUUUGUUUUAUUCUUUCAUUUUUGUUGAUUAAAUUUAUAUUCAAUAUUUCUGUCAACUUUUUACUUGCGCAAUUUAAGCUUUUAAUUUAAUUUAUACAAAAAUUUUACUCAUCCUUUUACUCGCAUAGUGUACAUACAUAAACAGAUUUUUUAUAACUAUUGUCUUUUUUAUAUAUUUUCUUAAACAAGUAAAUUUAUGUUAAGAUCAAAUGUAUUCUCAGAAUUAGUGCAUAAAUUGACUACAAACAUUAAUAUACUAAUACAUUGUAUAUCAUAACUUUAAUUACUUAUAAUAAUAAACAAGUCUUUGGCUACUUUA